This is a messenger RNA of Abrus precatorius (Indian licorice), 1566 nucleotides long. Its product is annotated as glucose-1-phosphate adenylyltransferase large subunit 1-like. Gene Ontology annotation, molecular function: glucose-1-phosphate adenylyltransferase activity. The coding region runs from base 1 to 1566 and encodes 521 amino acids. NCBI's taxonomy places the organism in Eukaryota, Viridiplantae, Streptophyta, Magnoliopsida, Fabales, Fabaceae. Gene Ontology annotation, biological process: glycogen biosynthetic process. The record is from RefSeq and is a predicted model, not a curated record. The transcript is spliced from 14 exons.
AUGGAUGGAACUAUCGCUACCCUGAAUGCAAGUGCUAAUCUAUUUACUAAAGGGGUUGGAACAAACAGAAGCGUGUUCUGGCGUGAGAAUACAAGGGGAAGUAUUGACAACAGGUUUUGCAGUAUUCGGUUAUGCAAGACUUCAAAAACUAUGAAGUUCAAGCCUGGCUUUGCAUGUGCUGUUUACACACCAGACGUGAACCAAGAGUCUCUGGUAAUCCAGGAACCCAUUUUUCAGACUCCAAAAGCGAAUCCAGAUAAUGUAGCUGCCAUCAUAUUGGGUGGAGGUGCAGGAACUCGACUCUUUCCUCUUACAGGCAUAAGAGCUAAGCCUGCUGUACCAAUUGGUGGGUGUUACAGACUCGUAGAUAUUCCUAUGAGCAACUGCAUCAACAGUGGCAUCAGAAAAGUGUAUGUUCUAACACAGUACAACUCUUUCUCCCUCAAUGCCCACCUGUCUCGCACGUAUAAUUUUGGAAACGGUGUGAACUUUGGAGAUGGUUUUAUGGAGAUCUUGGCUGCUACUCAAACCCCUGGAGAGGCAGGGAAGAAAUGGUUCCAAGGGACAGCUGAUGCAGUGAGACAAUUUACAUGGGUUUUUGAGGAUGCCAAGAACAAAAACAUUGAGCAUAUAUUGAUAAUUUCUGGUGAUCACCUUUGCCGGAUGGACUAUAUGAAGUUUGUAGAGAAACACAUUGGGACAAAUGCUGAUAUCACAGUUUCAUGUGUACCUAUGGAUGAAAGCCGUGCAUCAGAAUAUAGGCUGAUGAAAAUUGAUAGAAAGGGAAGGAUUACUCAGUUUGCUGAAAAACCAAAGGGAUCAGAUCUGAAGGAAAUGCAUGUUGAUACCACUAUCUUGGGGUUAUCAGCUGAAGAAGCAAAGGAACAUUCUUACAUUGCAUCAAUGGGAGUUUAUGUAUUUAGAACUGAAACCCUGCUGAAACUAUUAAGAUGGAGCUGUCCUUCUUGCAAUGAUUUUGGAUCUGAAAUUAUCCCAUCUGCUUUGCGGGAUCACAAAGUUCAAGCAUAUUUGUUCAGGGACUAUUGGAAAGAUAUUGGAACUAUAAAGUCCUUCUUUGAUGCAAAUCUGGCCUUAACAGAACAGUCUCCAAAAUUUGAAUUCUAUGAUCCAAACACGCCUUUCUUCACUUCUCCAAGAUACCUACCACCCACUAAAGUAACAAAAAGCAAGAUUGUGGAUGCAAUUAUUUCUCACGGUUGCUUCUUGAGCACGUGUAGAGUUCAACGUUCUAUUAUUGGCGUGCGCUCACGUAUAGGAUUCGGUUCAUCGCUUCAGGAUACCAUGAUGAUGGGUGCUGACUACUAUCAAACUGAUUCUGAAAUUGCAUCUCUGCUGGCAGAGGCAAAAGUUCCAGUUGGUGUUGGAGAGAAUACCCAAAUCAGGAAUUGUAUAAUCGACAAGAAUGCCAAGAUAGGAAGAGAUGUGAUUAUUUCAAAUGGUGAAGGUGUUCAAGAAGCAGACAGGCCUAAGGAAGGAUUCUACAUUAGGUCUGGCAUCGUAGUUAUACCCAAGAAUGCAACAAUUAAAGAUGGAAAAGUGAUUUGA